UUUCUAUAGGAAAAUCGACAACAGAGACAUUUCACAAUUUCAUUUCUUUGGAAAAGGAUUACUGUGACCAUCUACGAGAGUAGAUGUACAAAAAAUGUGCUUUUAAAAAAAGAGAAGUCCUAAUGAAACGGUAUUAUUCAUGAAGGCUGAAGAAAACGUUUUAGCAUCUUCAUUAAUUCAAAAAGGAUUAUAAAGAUAGUAUUGUAUUUCUCCAAGAAUAAUUAAGAAAACAAAAAAACAUGGAUCUGCUGUAUAUCGUCAACAGGAGGAGUUCUUUCAAAUUUUUUUCCAAUCAAGAAUGUUUAUACAAUGGACAAUCGUUGUGUUCCUUAUCCAGUCGGAAUAUAGUGGCGUUUACUACAAUGACAGAGUUAGAUGACAGCAGUGGCAAGACACGGGGUUGCCAUGUUUAUGUAGCAGAUUUAAAUAUGCCAUGGCAUGCUCAUAAAGUACUUUCAAAUAAACACAACAUUACUGCAUUAGAAUGGGAUCUGCCUGGUGACAAAUUGGUAAUGGCUGAUACAGCUGGAAAUGUACAGUUAUGGAUAUUCAAGGAUCAUAUUUUGAAUGAUUGGAUAUUGAUAGGUUCUGCAUAUUUCCCUGGUGAGCACAUACUAGGUGCAGCAUGGUUUCACAAUGGCAAAAAGACAGGCUUAGUAACAGAAAAGAAAGAUAGCAUCCAUUAUAGCGAGAAAUUUAAUCACCUACUGUUCGCACCUUCCGUGAGGCAAUUCGGUGGAAGAGCCGCCGAAGGUGUGCUGGUGGUAUCAACGACGGGCAUGGUUGGCGCAAUCAUGAUCACUAAGGAUCUUCAAAAUCCGAUUUGCUAUUCGACGGAGAGUCUAGGCAACACGAGACACAGGAUAACUGCAGUCGAUUUGUGCUAUGGAAAAAACGGCCACUUUCUCGUUGCAGUUAGUAGCGGUAGUAUCUGCUUGCCUAUAAGAUGUUUUAGAGUGCUGGUGCGCAAGAAUGAUGACAAGUGCACUAUCACCUCGCAAGCUUUACCGAGUUUUUUUCUACAAGAUGGGGCACCUAAGGACAAUUCAUGUACAGUCGUAACUCAUUUAAAGUUUGUGGUUAGAGAAGAUGCCGAUUCUCUGGUUAUUGCGGCAAAUAGUGAGAGCGGUGGAUUUGUUGAGGUGUGGGAGUUGCGAGAGAAGUCGCAACCGGUUCACAAAUUAUUUCAGCCAAAGACGUUAGAACCUUUCAAGACGGUUGUUUGGCAAUAUCAGUCGCAGUAUCGUUGCCAGUCACCGGUCACAGCGAUAGCCACUACAAAACUAUCCAUAGUGACAACUUUACCGCCUCCCAGUUACGUAAUAAUAGCAUUAGCGGACUCGUCGGUGCAUUGCCUAAAUCGUUUGGACUGUUUGAAGGAAGUGGCAUUCUCAUCCCUAAAUACAAGCUGGCGUCCAGAUGAGCCUAGCAACAAAUACUUUAAGAAUUCUGUAUCUAUCGCUCAUAUGGAUCUUUCAUGGCUGGGAUGUGUACUUCUUGCGUGCGACACUCAGGGCAAUAUGUAUCUCUAUAAAUUAUUGCCAGAUGGUACUACAGGUACGUCGAUGUCGCUAAGCUAUGCCUGUACAUUACUGGAGUAUUGCUUGGUGACCGGAUUGGAUUGGUUGGACAUACUUUUAUGUCUGAGAUCGUCCAUGAUUGAAGCAUUGUGUGAGCGACUAGACGUUUCCUUUAACAGACAAUUACAAUCUACACAGCAAUAUCAUUACAUCCUAUUUUUAUCCAUCAAGACGUCGUUGUAUAGAAUGCUCGUAACAGGACAGAACAAGGCGGCGGAUUUGUCAUCGUUACUGAUGAUACAUUCGGUAGCUACUGCCUUCAAAUCUUUACUGAGACCAUCAGACCUGAUAUCCCACGAUAAAGGGCCAGCGGAAAGUUUAGCCGUGGUGAUAACUGAUGUCAUUACUGAUGUUGAUAAGGUGUUGCUGCAUCUCGAUCCAAAAGAGUUUACGGUAGAACCGAGCACGUUGCAAUCGUUGCAGCAACUUAUUCAAUGGGUUGCUGACUUAGCUUUGAACUUGCUGGCCAGAUUACCUGAGCAGAGGAUGCAAGUGAAGACUGGUGGGUAUGAGCUUCUUAAGGAUCACAAGGCCUUGAAUACCGUUCGGGAGCUGUUAGUCAUCAUACGUAUAUGGGGAUUACUCCGCCCGUCGUGUCUCCCAGUGUUUCUUCGCAGCGCAGAUAACCUGGACGUUUUAGCCUUACUAUUUUGUUUGUUAUCAAAAUUGGUACAACCUAAUGGAGAUACGCAGCAACAGGUGGACGAUGGUUUGAUUGGAACGAAGAAAUGGAAUGAUUUUCACGAAUCAGAAUCUAAGAUCGUUCGAGAAAACCUCAGGAGGGAUCUGCCGCCUUUGGUGAUACACAAACAAAUAUCAGGUGAAAACAUCGAAGAUACUGAUGGAGUGGUGUGUGUCGAAGAAAAUGAGAAAACUCACUUAAGCAUCGCUGGUGAUUAUGCUCAGAAAAGUCCCCUGCAGGAUUAUCUGAAGCUGGUAACGGUAUCGCCCUCGGAGGACGAGGUAAAAUCCCCGAAGACGCCUAUGUCGCCGAGGGAUUUAUUCUUCAUCGAUCUGAUCCACGAAGCAGAGAGGGCCGAGAAAUCGUUGAAAACUGGAACGCAUUUCUUCCCGAGCGAAACAACUGAGAAUGAUAGUGCGGAAACCGUGAAAAGUAUAACGAAUGGAACGGAUAUGGAGAACGUAGAGCAUAGAAAGGAUGUAAAAGAUACGAAGAAUGAGAAUGUAAAGGACAAGGAGGAUAAUAAAUUGAAGUCAAAGCAUGAAUGCUGCCUGCUGCCAAAUCAGAUCAUGAUUCCACAGUUGCAUCAAGGCAACAGUAUCACCGCUAUAGUCUCCCCGAUUUUGUUUUAUCAGAACCUCCCAUUACAGCUGGAAUAUGGAGUGGAACCUGAACAGUUGGUUUUUACGCCUGAAAUGAAUCUCGUUGAAGGUUGUAUGCACAGCGGACAGAUCGUGGACACGAUACGACAUUUGUAUUUAGGAAGGCAGCCGCUUCUGGUGAAGCAAUGCACAAGGUGCGGCGGUAAAGCGCAGGUACAGAACAUGACGAGAACAGCUGCGAUCAGAGCCUGGGAUCAACGAUGGACACGUGCUUGCCGAUGCGGAGGUAUUUGGCGAAUUCACAAAGCCUCUCAAUAAAGGGCACUUAGGAAUUUUUGUAAAAAGUUUAGUUUGUCUGUUAUAAACCGUGAUACUGUGAUCUUUUGGAGAUCUAUAUCAAAGAAGAUAGGAAAUCUAUAAUAUAAGAAGCGGAAAGGACUAUGCUCAGUUUUAUAGGAGAAUUUGGGCCUCGGAUGAACAACUUUGAGACAUGCCUAAAAUUUUAAGGUGUCAAAAGAGAAUAAAAAAUUCCAUAAGCCUAACUUUAUAGGAGAGGUUUUCUUGAGUGCUAAAACUAUCUAAAGUUCGCUAUUAUGACCACUAGUCUUAUUAUCCAUUCAAUUUCUUUGCGUCCAGGGCACCUCCCCGCGGUAACGGAUUGUACCAAAGAUAUUGAAGUAAAUCUAAAAUGUAUUUGGCACAGUUCAUUAAUCCGACUAAGUCCCUGGUUGCAAUUCAUGCUGUCAUAUCACAGAAAUUCGGAUUUGCUUGUAAUGACGGCGAUGCCCCUGGAGUGGAAGAUGGACAAGCGGUGAAUGUACCAAUCGGGGUAAACCAGCCUUUGAACGGGGUCACCCCGAAACAGCUACUGGUCGCGAUGAAAUCCACUGUGGACAAUGUGGAAAAUAUUUAAAAAACAAGUCGCAUAAAC
Molecule: messenger RNA, 3795 nt
Organism: Trachymyrmex cornetzi
Lineage: Eukaryota; Metazoa; Arthropoda; Insecta; Hymenoptera; Formicidae
Gene: MED16
Product: mediator complex subunit 16
Exons: 15
Coding region: 240-3182 (980 amino acids)
Biological process (GO): positive regulation of DNA-templated transcription
Cellular component (GO): mediator complex
Molecular function (GO): protein binding
Source: RefSeq, a predicted model, not a curated record